This is a messenger RNA of Alternaria ventricosa, 357 nucleotides long. RefSeq lists its product as uncharacterized. Gene Ontology annotation, molecular function: DNA-directed RNA polymerase activity; zinc ion binding; nucleic acid binding. Gene Ontology annotation, biological process: termination of RNA polymerase III transcription; DNA-templated transcription. Bases 1 to 357 code for a protein of 118 amino acids. Lineage: Eukaryota; Fungi; Ascomycota; Dothideomycetes; Pleosporales; Pleosporaceae. Gene Ontology annotation, cellular component: RNA polymerase III complex. The transcript is spliced from 4 exons. The record is from RefSeq and is a predicted model, not a curated record.
AUGUUGCUCUUUUGCCCAACAUGCAGCAAUAUGCUGCGCGUCUCCAAAGUACCUCCCGGCGAUCCUACCACCGAAGAUGCUGUUGGCCAAAACCGUUUCGAAUGCCUUACCUGCCCCUACCACUUUGUCAUCAACAAACGCUACUACGAGCGGAAAUACCUAAAGAAGAAGGAGGUCGAAGACAUCUUGGGUGGAAAGGGCGCCUGGGAUAAUGUGGACAAGACGGAAGUACAAUGUCCGAAUGAGAAAUGCCGGAACCACGAAGCAUACUGGUACCAGCUGCAGAUUCGAAGUGCCGACGAGCCUAUGACUGCUUUCUACAAGUGCACCCAAUGCGCGAAAGAGUGGCGAGAAUGA